Molecule: messenger RNA, 1236 nt
Organism: Abrus precatorius (Indian licorice)
Lineage: Eukaryota; Viridiplantae; Streptophyta; Magnoliopsida; Fabales; Fabaceae
Product: alternative oxidase 3, mitochondrial-like
Exons: 3
Coding region: 69-1214 (381 amino acids)
Biological process (GO): alternative respiration
Cellular component (GO): mitochondrion
Molecular function (GO): alternative oxidase activity
Source: RefSeq, a predicted model, not a curated record
AACUAUAUAUAGAUUUCCAAUUCCGAGUCACUUUCUUUAAUCUUCUCUAUAAAUCAAGAUUCAACAACAUGAAGCCUAUUUUAGUAAGGUCAGCGGCGCGUGCUCUGCUCGGUGGUGGCCGGAACUACCCCCGCCACUUCUCAACGGCUGCGAUCUGGGAACCGAGACACCAACAUGGCGGCGGCGCGUUUGGAAGUUUUUACUUGCGGAGGAUGUCCACGCUUCCGGAGAUUAAGGAUCAGCAAUCAGAGGAGAAAAAGAACGAAGUCAACAAGAAGAACGACGGCGUCGUUUCGAGUUACUGGGGGAUCACGAGGCCCAAGGUUCACAAAGAGGACGGAACUGACUGGCCGUGGAACUGUUUCAUGCCAUGGGACACUUAUCGCGCAGAUGUAUCCAUAGACGUGACCAAGCAUCACUUACCGAAGUCCAUUGCCGAUAAGGUUGCUUUCAGGACUGUCAAGUUUCUAAGGGUUCUCUCUGAUCUGUACUUCAAGGAGCGGUAUGGGUGUCAUGCGAUGAUGCUGGAAACAAUUGCAGCUGUUCCGGGAAUGGUGGGAGGGAUGUUACUGCACUUUAAGUCUCUGAGGAAGUUUCAGCAUAGUGGGGGUUGGAUCAAGGCAUUGCUUGAGGAAGCAGAGAAUGAGAGGAUGCACUUGAUGACCAUGGUGGAGCUUGUGAAACCCAAAUGGCAUGAGAGGUUGCUGGUUAUUACUGCGCAGGGAGUUUUCUUCAAUGCCUUCUUUGUGUUUUACCUCCUCUCGCCAAAAGCUGCUCAUAGAUUCGUUGGAUAUUUGGAGGAAGAGGCUGUGAUUUCAUAUACGCAGCAUUUGGAUGCAAUUCAGAGUGGUAAAGUUGAAAACGUCGCUGCUCCUGCCAUUGCUAUUGACUACUGGAGACUUCCCAAGGAUGCCACUCUCAAGGAUGUUAUCACUGUGAUACGCGCUGAUGAGUGUCAUCAUAGGGAUGUUAAUCACUUUGCUUCUGUGAGUGUUAAUUUUGUCAACAUGUUUACCAAACAUUGUCUUAAUUGUUUUAUUUCACCUUACUCUGAACGCUUUGUUCUUCUUCGUGCAGGAUAUUCACCAUCAAGGAAAGGAAUUAAAAGAGGCUCCAGCUCCUCUUGGUUAUCAUUGAGUCGUUAUUUUUGUUUUUUGACAACAAAAAUUUCUAGCUUUUGUUGUCUAAACACUCAACCUUUUAUUUGUGCCUGAAGGUUCAAUAAAAUGUAUUUUC